Molecule: messenger RNA, 2336 nt
Organism: Gracilinanus agilis (Agile Gracile Mouse Opossum)
Lineage: Eukaryota; Metazoa; Chordata; Mammalia; Didelphimorphia; Didelphidae
Gene: TRIM2
Product: tripartite motif containing 2
Exons: 11
Coding region: 40-2286 (748 amino acids)
Biological process (GO): proteasome-mediated ubiquitin-dependent protein catabolic process; protein polyubiquitination; negative regulation of translation
Molecular function (GO): zinc ion binding; ubiquitin protein ligase activity; translation repressor activity
Source: RefSeq, a predicted model, not a curated record
GGGUAAAAGGAAUCAGGACCCAUAUGCCAAUGGUCUAGGAUGGCCAGUGAAGGCUCUAACAUCCCCAGUCCUGUGGUGCGGCAGAUUGACAAGCAGUUUCUGAUUUGCAGCAUAUGCCUGGAACGUUACAAGAACCCCAAGGUACUUCCCUGUCUACACACUUUCUGUGAGAGGUGUUUGCAGAACUACAUCCCAGCACACAGUUUAACACUGUCUUGCCCUGUGUGCCGCCAGACUUCCAUUUUGCCAGAGAAAGGGGUUUCAGCACUCCAGAACAACUUCUUCAUCACAAACCUGAUGGAUGUGCUGCAGCGAACACCAGGCAGCAAUACUGAGGAGUCUUCCAUCCUGGAGACAGUCACAGCUGUGGCUGCAGGAAAACCUCUUUCUUGCCCAAAUCACGAUGGAAAUGUGAUGGAAUUUUACUGCCAGUCUUGUGAGACUGCCAUGUGUCGUGAAUGCACUGAAGGGGAACAUGCUGAACACCCCACAGUCCCCCUCAAGGAUGUGGUCGAACAACAUAAAGCUUCUCUCCAAGUCCAGCUUGAUGCUGUCAACAAAAGGCUCCCAGAGAUCGACUCUGCACUUCAUUUCAUAUCGGAAAUCAUCCAUCAGUUAACCAACCAAAAGGCUAGCAUUGUAGAUGACAUUCAUUCCACCUUUGAUGAGCUCCAGAAGACUUUAAAUGUGCGCAAGAGUGUGCUGCUGAUGGAGCUGGAGGUGAAUUAUGGCCUUAAACACAAAGUCCUUCAGACCCAAUUGGACACUCUGUUGGAGGGACAGGAGAAUAUCAAAAGCUGCAGCAAUUUUACUGCUCAGGCCCUCAACCAUGGCACCGAAACAGAAGUCUUGCUAGUUAAGAAACAGAUGAGUGAGAAGCUCAAUGAACUCGCCGAUCAAGACUUUCCCCUGCAGCCCCGGGAAAAUGAUCAGCUGGAUUUCAUUGUAGAGACUGAAGGACUUAAGAAAUCUAUUCACAACCUGGGGACUAUUUUAACCACCAAUGCUGUGGCCUCUGAAACAGUUGCUACGGGCGAAGGGCUGAGGCAGACUGUGAUUGGACAGCCUAUGUCAGUUACUAUAACAACCAAGGACAAAGAUGGGGAGCUGUGUAAAUCUGGGAACGCCUAUAUCACUGCUGAACUGAGUACUCCUGAUGGGAGUGUGGCAGAUGGAGAAAUACUUGACAAUAAAAAUGGUACUUAUGAAUUCUUGUAUACUGUACAGAAGGAAGGAGAUUUUACCCUCUCCCUGCGACUUUAUGACCAGCAUAUUCGAGGCAGCCCAUUUAAACUUAAAGUCAUCCGUUCAGCAGAUGUGUCUCCCACCACUGAAGGUGUCAAGAGGCGCGUAAAAUCUCCGGGAAGUGGUCACGUAAAGCAAAAGGCUGUGAAAAGACCCGCAAGCAUGUAUAGCACUGGAAAAAGAAAAGAGAAUCCAAUUGAAGAUGACUUGAUCUUUCGAGUAGGCACCAAAGGAAGAAAUAAGGGAGAAUUUACAAAUCUACAAGGGGUAGCCGCAUCUACAGCAGGAAAGAUAUUAAUUGCAGACAGCAACAACCAAUGUGUGCAGAUAUUUUCCAAUGACGGCCAGUUCAAAAGUCGUUUUGGUAUCCGGGGACGGUCUCCAGGCCAGCUGCAGCGGCCAACAGGAGUUGCUGUUCAUCCCUGUGGGGAUAUAAUCAUUGCAGAUUAUGAUAAUAAAUGGGUCAGCAUUUUCUCUUGUGAUGGGAAGUUUAAGUCAAAAAUUGGAUCAGGAAAGCUGAUGGGUCCAAAAGGUGUGUCUGUGGACCGCAAUGGACACAUCAUAGUGGUGGACAACAAAGCAUGCUGUGUCUUCAUCUUCCAACCCAAUGGGAAAAUCGUGACCAGGUUUGGUAGCCGAGGAAAUGGGGACAGGCAGUUUGCAGGUACACUCGAUGGUCCUCAUUUUGCUGCUGUUAAUAGCAACAAUGAAAUAAUUGUUACAGAUUUUCAUAAUCAUUCAGUCAAGGUAUUUAAUCAAGAGGGAGAAUUUAUGCUAAAAUUUGGUUCAAACGGAGAAGGCAAUGGACAAUUUAAUGCCCCAACAGGGGUAGCUGUGGAUUCAAAUGGAAAUAUCAUUGUAGCAGACUGGGGGAACAGCAGAAUCCAGGUUUUCGAUGGAAGUGGAUCAUUUUUAUCCUACAUUAACACAUCUGCCGAUCCACUUUAUGGUCCCCAAGGGCUGGCCCUAACUUCGGAUGGUCAUGUUGUAGUGGCAGACUCUGGAAAUCACUGUUUCAAGGUCUAUCGAUACUUGCAAUAACAGCAGGUAUCUGAGUAGCCCUAAACUACUGUCCUGUACCAUAAACUGGA